This is a messenger RNA of Striga asiatica, 1311 nucleotides long. The record is from the annotation of a GenBank genome assembly. NCBI's taxonomy places the organism in Eukaryota, Viridiplantae, Streptophyta, Magnoliopsida, Lamiales, Orobanchaceae.
AUGAAGAAGAAGAAGCAAAAGCAAACACCUGCGGCGGCCGCCGCCGCCGCCACCGCCGCCACCGUCGAUUUUGACCUCAAAUCUGCCAUCCACCAGUACAGCGAAUUCUUCGACCACUUGAUUGAACUGAUUCCCGCCAGAUUCUACCUUCCGAGCGACGAUGCCGAUUCGAAGCCAUGGUACCAGGGCCUAUCCAAAGCCGCCAAGGCCUCAUUGAAGCAGCAAUCGAAACAGAACCUCAAGCUCGCCCGCCGCCACCGCUUUGACCCCGACGGCGAGCCCUCCUCCACCCUCCACCUCCUCCAGCAGCAACAGAACAGCAAAGGUCUGGCCGGCGUAGAUGGCGACGGUCUGGAGGAGGACGAGUCCCGACCUAGUCCGAUUGAUAUCGAGGAUGAUAAGGCGAAGUCUGUAACCUACGAGGAGCUCCGAGCUAAACUGCGACGAAAAAUCGAGCUCCUGAGGGGAAACAGGGGCGAGGGGAAAGUUCAGGAGAAUGUGUCGAAAAAUGAUGGGUUGAAGAGGAAAAGGGAUGAGGAAAAUGACGGUGGAAGUGGUGAAAAGGGAGAUAUUUCGGAUGAGGUCGAUGAUGGUGAGGAGAUUAUCGAGUAUGGAAAGGUGAGAUUAGGAGAUGAGGAUGAGGGGAAGCGUGCAAAGAAAAAGAAGAAGAAACUGCCGAAGGCCAAGGAACUUGAAUUGGUCAAGAAAAAGCAGGAGGCGAAGAAGGAGAAUCCGACUGUGGCCGAGCGUGAGUCGUGGAAGGCUGCCGCCAGCCGGGCCAUGGGCGUAAAGGUCCAUGACGAUGCGCGGUUAAUCAAGGAGAGCAUGAAGAGGGAGAAGAGGAAGAGGGAGAAGAAUGCUGAGAAAUGGAAGGAGAGAGUCGAGACCCAGACGAAGAUGAAGGAUGAGAGGCAGAGGAAGAGGAAGGAAAACAUCCAGGGGAGGAUCAAUGAGAAGAAGAUGCGGAGGAUUGCCAAGCGCGAGAAGAAGCUGAUGAGGCCCGGGUUUGAGGGCCGGAAGGAGGGAUACAUUACUAAGGAAUUACCGGCAAAUCAUCCUUGGCUGCAGUCGACAUUCUACAUAUUCAUGGAAGUCACUUGGAUGGGACCUCGUGAGACUCGCAUGGAGGAACCUCAUGAGACUCGCAUGAACACUAGAGAGCCGAACAUAGCCAAGGACAAUUUGCCGAUGUGCCCUUAUUUCCUUGAAUUUUUGGGCUUUGAAAGAGAUUACCGGCAAAUCAUCCUUGGCUGCGAUCCACUCUCUACGUAUUCAUGUAAGUCUCUUGGAUGGAAAUACAUGCCGUGUUGA